Molecule: messenger RNA, 429 nt
Organism: Procambarus clarkii (red swamp crayfish)
Lineage: Eukaryota; Metazoa; Arthropoda; Malacostraca; Decapoda; Cambaridae
Source: RefSeq, a predicted model, not a curated record
AUGGGAGGGUUUCACACGAAAGACAUCUCCGAGACCAGGGACCCUCGAAAGACCAUACGACGGAAGUCUGAUGAUGCGCUCAGAACAGACGUCAGGCAGAACAGACACAGGGACAUACACGAACCGGAGGAGGAGCCCACAGAGACGGAACUUCCAACGACCACAGAGACGGAACUUCCAACGACCACAGAGACGGAACUUCCAACGACCACAGAGACGGAACUUCCAACGACCACAGAGACGGAACUUCCAACGACCACAGAGACGGAACUUCCAACGACCACAGAGACGGAACUUCCAACGACCACAGAGACGGAACUUCCAACGACCACAGAGACGGAACUUCCAACGACCACAGAGACGGAACUUCCAACGACCACAGAGACGGAACUUCCAACGAGACACCUCGGCGAAGAACAACAGGCAUAG